Loa loa (African eye worm) is the source of this 1020-nucleotide messenger RNA. Its product is annotated as SXP-1 protein. The coding region runs from base 159 to 665 and encodes 168 amino acids. The transcript has 3 exons. Lineage: Eukaryota; Metazoa; Nematoda; Chromadorea; Rhabditida; Onchocercidae. The record is from RefSeq and is a predicted model, not a curated record.
CGCUUCGUGUACCUACGUAUCUGGUCUAUAGAAUGAACUGAACUCCUCCCUCCCCUUCAUGAUUGACAUUUCAUUCCACCAAUAUAAGGAGAUUCUAUACUAUUGUUACGUGUCAAUUAGAGCCAUCAAGGAGGAUCCAAGAACCAUAGCAAUCGAGAAUGCCUUCCAUCACUUUGUCAGUCAAUCCAACAAAAAUCUACUGUCUUAUUUUGCUUUCAAUUGGUCUGAUAACAGAAACAUUAGCUCAAAGAAGAGUAGAACCACCUCAACAGGAUGCACUACCGGGUAUACCGCCGUUUUUGGACGGUGCACCCCCUGACGUCGUGCAAAGAUUUUACGAUCUGGUGAACAACGAAUCAAAAACCACGCCAGAGAUUGAAGCCGAUGUCGAAAAAUUCAUACAUAAACUUGGCGGGAACUAUACGACUCGAUUUGAGAAAUUCAAGGAAGAGGUAAAGAGAUUAAAUGCUGAGUUUGAGACACAGCGUAGCAAAAUAGUAUCAAAUCUUUCACCCGAAGCAAGAAAAGCCGAUGCUAUGUUAUCUGAUAUUGCCAAGGAUAUGCAUCUGACCAAUCGCCAAAAAACGGAACGGAUCUUAACGAUUAUGAACUCAUUGAGUGAAACCGUUCGAAACGAGAUCCUGGAAGCACUUCGUCCAAAAUAAAUGUUAUAUCAGUGGUGAUAAGCGCAACAACUAAUCGUUUAUGAAACAAAAUAAUAAAUGGACGAAUGUUGCUAUCAUCAAUAUCGAAUAUUUCUUGCUAACUAAUUAAUAUAUAUCUGUUUAUCAUUGUUGUUUCAACUUUAAUUCUCAUUAAUUAUUGCUAUUAAAGUUUCCAUGCUAUCAAUGCUACAACAUAAUACAAAGUAUAUUUGCAUUUAUGAUUAUUAUCAAUAAAAUUCUGCGGUGAAAAUAAAACAACGUCAAAAAUUUUGUUGAUAGGUCUUUGAUCAGUUUUGCUAUUUAUGUCACCAUCAUAUGACAUUUGAAACGGUUAAUAAAAUUUUGAAAUCAUGAG